GUAUUAUUCCGUGUGUAACCUCAACUUGUCAAAUAAUUUCGAAAAAGACAUUAAUUACAUUCCUUAAUUACUUACAUUAUUACAUUAACAUUCCAAUAUCUCGUAAAUGAUUCAUAAAGUAACACCUUUCAAUGUUUUUAUCAUAACCUAAUUAAAAAAAGAGCAAAAAAAUCCAGCGGAAACACUCGGAAUGAUUAGCUGGAAUGCAAGAUAAGAUCGCUACCAACAAGUUAUCAACGGCAUGUUUUCUAGUUUGUAAGGUAAUACUUUUUUUAAACGAAUGCCGCGUAUCGAUAUCGUGGAGAAAGUAAAAGUGUGCUAACGUGGAAUGGGUAAAGCGAGGCCAAUCGUUUUUAACUCUCCCAAGUGGCACACUUCUUAUCUCGCUGCGACCACCAACACCUAAAUUAUUAAUUAUAUUUAUGAAAGUUAUGGAUGAACUAAAGAAAUCCCUUGAAAGUGCAGGUCAAGAACACCUUUUAAAGUUUUAUCAUGAACUGGAUGAGUCUCUUCGUGACAUCUUCAUGAGCCAGCUGGAACAAAUCGAUUUCAGCGAGGUAACAGAACUUUUUAAACGAGCCAUAGCAACAGCCGAAGAUGAUGUCCAAAAGUUAGAUGCAAGAAUGAAACCUAUUCCUGAUGCUAGUUAUGGAUCAGAAAUUAAAUCAACACAAGAGGAAUUAGAUAAGUAUAAUGGUAUUGGGUUGGAGGCGGUUUCGAAGGGCGAGGUAGGUGUUUUACUUAUGGCUGGGGGACAAGGAACUCGCCUUGGGGUUUCGUAUCCAAAAGGAAUGUAUUCAGUUGGAUUACUUUCUAAUAAAACUUUAUUUCAAAUUCAAGCGGAACGUAUUCGCCGAGUUGAGAUAUUAGCCGAAAGACAAACCGGUAAAAAAGGUGUGAUCACUUGGUACAUAAUGACGAGUAAAUCAACAAAAGAACCAACCGUUAAGUUUUUAAUCGAUAAUAAUUACUUUGGGUUAAACCCCGAUAACGUUGUGAUAUUCGAACAAGGUGUUAUACCAUGUUUUGAUUUUAACGGUCGAAUUUUCUUAGAAAAUCGCCACAACAUCGCCUUAGCUCCAGAUGGUAAUGGAGGGAUUUACAAAGCUUUAGCCAAAAGUGGAGCUUUAUCUGACAUGGAAAAACGUGGAGUUCGUUACGUUCACGCACACAGUGUUGACAAUAUUUUAACAAAAGUAGCAGAUCCAAUCUUCAUGGGUUACUGCAUCUCUAAAAAUGCCGAUUGCGGAGCUAAAGUUGUUUGCAAAAGUACUCCAACGGAAGCUGUAGGUGUUGUUUGUCUUGUAGACGAAAAAUUCCAAGUCGUCGAAUACAGCGAAAUCACCGAAAAGACAGCCCAUCUUACCGACGACAAAGGUGAUUUAUUAUUCAACGCAGGAAACAUUUGCAACCAUUUCUUCUCAACGAAAUUCUUAAGAACGGUCGUCAACGAAUUCGAAUCACAAUUAAAACUUCACGUUGCCAAGAAAAAAAUCCCUCACAUCAACAACAACGGCGAAAUUGUAAAACCAACAUCACCCAACGGUAUUAAAAUUGAAAAAUUUGUUUUUGACAUUUUCCAAUUUACCGAUAACUUCGUCACUUGGGAAGUACCACGUCACAAAGAAUUUAGUGCUUUGAAAAAUGCCGAUGACGCCGGGGUUGAUUGUCCAUCAACAGCCCGUAAACAUUUAUUCAAUUUGCAUAAAACGUAUUUACAAAACGCAGGAGCCAUCGUUGAAAUUGACGAAAUCGAAAUUUCACCUCUUCUUUCUUACGGCGGCGAAGAUUUAAACCACUUCAAUGGACAAACAAUCAAUACUCCUUUAUAUUUAAAAUCGAAACAAGAAGAAAACUAAAAAAUUCAUUUUUUUACAUUUUUUUUUAUCUUUUAAAA
Molecule: messenger RNA, 1897 nt
Organism: Onthophagus taurus
Lineage: Eukaryota; Metazoa; Arthropoda; Insecta; Coleoptera; Scarabaeidae
Product: UDP-N-acetylglucosamine pyrophosphorylase mmy
Biological process (GO): UDP-N-acetylglucosamine biosynthetic process
Molecular function (GO): UDP-N-acetylglucosamine diphosphorylase activity
Source: RefSeq, a predicted model, not a curated record